Molecule: messenger RNA, 1747 nt
Organism: Condylostylus longicornis
Lineage: Eukaryota; Metazoa; Arthropoda; Insecta; Diptera; Dolichopodidae
Gene: kra
Product: protein krasavietz
Exons: 11
Coding region: 357-1613 (418 amino acids)
Cellular component (GO): cytoplasm; membrane
Molecular function (GO): protein binding
Source: RefSeq, a predicted model, not a curated record
CAUUGUCGUUGCCGCCAUCUUCGUUGAAUAAUAUAAGGUUGCUGCACGUUUUUUUUUUUUUUUUGCAAAGAAUUUUUUAACAUUUUAAGUUUUAUUUUAAUUUAGUUUGUAUUUAAGAAACUUUAAAUUGUGAAUUAGUAAUUGAACUAGUUGUGUUUGUGUAUUGAGAAAAUCUAUUGUGAUAAAACUGAAGUAAAAGUAGGAAAAAAUAAAUAUUUCGGUAGAAUAAGAUUGACGUGUAAUUUUAAAAAGCAAAAUUGUAAAAUUGUUACUUGUAUUUUUACUUUUUCUUUUUUUUUUGAUAUUUCAAUUUUUUUUCGUAGAAUAUUAAAAACAAGUAAAAAACAAUUUAUUGUAUGAGUCAAAAAAUCGAAAGGCCAGUGCUAUCAGGUCAACGCAUCAAGACCAGAAAAAGAGAUGAAAAAGAGAAAUACGACCCCACGGGAUUCCGUGACGCGGUUAUUGCUGGUCUCGAAAAAACUGAAGGUGACUUGGAAGCUAUCUCAAGAUUUUUAGACACUGCUGGAAAUAAAUUAGAUUAUCGCCGUUACGGUGAAGUUCUAUUUGACAUAUUAAUAGCUGGUGGUCUUCUCGUUCCAGGAGGUUCUAUAUCUCAAGAUGGCGAGAAACCAAAAACAAAUAAUUGUAUUUUUGAAGCAUCCGAGGACAUGGAGGCCAUGCAUGCCCACGAACAAGUAUUCAUCAAGCUUAUGCGUAGAUAUAAGUACUUGGAGAAGAUGUUUGAAGAAGAGAUGAAAAAGGUGUUGGUAUUUAUUAAGGGAUUCACUCCAAGUGAAAGAGUUAAACUUGCUCGUAUGACUGCACUUUGGAUAGGAAAUAAUUCUGUGCCACCAACUGUUUUACUAGUACUGAGUAAUGAGCAUCUCAUUAAGGAUGGUAUUGCACUCGAAUUCUUAGUUGAAUUAUUUGUGACGUAUAAGCAAGAAAAAGGCCUUUCAUCAUUGGUGCAAACAUUGAAAAAAGGCGGAUUGGAAAGCAAAUUAAUGGAAUUUUUCCCACCAAACAAACGAACUGAAGAAUAUUUCAAACAGGUUUUUCUUGAGAAAGGACUUACUGAAAUAGUUAAAUUACAUAAAGCGCAGGCCAGUCAAGAGGCCAAACGUGAACUACAAACGGCUUUGCUUGACGAUAUACGUGACAACAAAUCACACAAAGAAGUCACAGCUAACAUUAAGGAAUUGGCUCAAAAAUCAAACAUUCCUGAACAUGAAAUUAUUUGUCUUAUUUGGUCAACGGUAAUGUCUUUAGGUGAAUGGAAUAAAAAAGAGGAACUUGUGACUGAUCAAGCUGUUAAACAUUUGAAAGGUUACUGCCAAUUAUUACAGGCUUUUGCAACUACAGAUCGAUCUGAAACCGCUUUGAUAUUAAAAGUUCAGGAAUUUUGUUAUGAAAAUAUGAACUUUUUGAAAGCUUUUCAAAAAAUCAUUCUUUUGUUAUAUAGAACUGAAGUUUUAUCAGAAGAAACUAUUUUAAGAUGGUAUAAAGAACCACAAUCAUCAAAAGGCAAAAUACAUUUCUUAGAACAAAUGAAAAAGUUUAUUGAAUGGUUACAAAAUGCUGAAGAAGAGUCUGAAUCUGAAGAAGAAGAUUAAACCUUUAUCAACUUAAAAUAAGAGAUCACAAAUUGAGACGUGCUGCAACCUUUGAUUUAAAAAAAAAAAUUAAAAUCAAGAUACAUACAUAAUUAUAAAACAUAAAACCAAUUUUAGAAUUUUUUUUUUUUUUU